GCUCCACCAGCAUUCUUCUCGCCAGCACCAGCAUCUCCCACUACUACUGCCAUUCCAGCACCCCCUUCCUGUUGUUCCUACUGGUCCCACGCCUGUUGUUCAUGUCUCCCAGCAAGUACCCGAAAAAGAAACACUUUAGAUCUAAAUUUUAGCUCUUAAUCCUUUGGUCUCUGGUCCAGUCUUUCGCUUUUUAACUCUUCUUUUCUCUAGCUGCUCUCAAUAUCGCUUUCACUCCAAUUAUCCUCUUCCAAUAUGGAUCUCAAAGUCACUUCUAAUUUUAAAUUUCCUCCCUCUCCUUCCAAUCUAAACAAUAACAGCGACAACAUAUCCACUACCUCUUCGUUGGUUUCCACUGCCUCUUCUUUUUUCAGAAACUCUAUUUCUUCUUCCAUAAAUGAUUCCCACAAUCAUUUUGAUCACAAUCUCAAUAGCAAUUCAGAUACUAAUUUGAAUAACUUUGAAAUGUCAAAUCUAAAUUCUACUAUUUACACCGAUAACAGCACCCACAAUAGUAACUAUAAUGAUGACGAAAACUUUUCAAACGAAAAUGAUUUCAUGAUUAACAACAACAUUAAUCACAAUCAUAAUCAUAGUCUUAAUAACAUUAACAUUAAUACUGGCCAAAACUCUUUUAAAAAUAAAUUUUCUUUCUUUUUCUAUAAACUAUGGUAUGGCCCAGAGAAUCCCUCUGAUAUCCCAUUUAAAUUCAACUCUUAUUACUUGAAAAAAUUAGACAAUCUCCCUUUCUACUUUUCCAACUCUUUAUCCAAAAAAUUCAAGAUAAACUUACUACUAAUCUACUUAUUUGGCUGGCUUUUGAUUUUCUCUUUAAUUUUGUUCCAAAGUUUAAUCAAAUCGCCAUAUUACUACGAUAACAAUGACAAAGAAAAUAUAAUAUCCUUUUCCUGCUUGAAUCAAAAAUCAAUAUGGAAGGGCAAAAAUUCCUAUUGUGGAAUCAACGCAAACUUGUGUUCCCCCUUUGAUAAUAGAGAUAUCAUCUUCAAAUGCCCUGCCCUAUGUGAUCGUUCAAGUUGGACUUAUUCCUCAAUCCCUGUCGGUGAUCAAGAUAUCAAAUACAGAGGCUUCUUUAUAGGUGGAGGCAAACUACCCUCCCAAAAUACAAAUAAUAACGAUAAUGAUAACGACAAUAAUAGCGAUAACGAUAAUGAUAAUGAUAACAAUAAUGAUAACAAUAACUUAUCUCUCCCUUAUAGAGCAGAUUCUUACCCUUGUGGUGCUGCUGUCCAUGCUGGCGUCAUCUCCCCCUUCUUUGGUGGUUGUGCAAAACUAUCCUUCAUUGGAUCUCAGCAAAACUUCCCAUCAACUAAAGCUGCUUUUUCUUCUGUUGACAACUCGAUACCUUUCAAUACCUUUUUUCCAUCUUCUUACAUCUUUAAAAACCUACCAGCUUUGGUCUCAGGCUGUUAUGAUUACAGACUAUCUCUUUUAUUUAUAAACAUCCUAUUAGGUUUACCAAUAAUGUUUUUUUGUAAUGGUUUACUAUCUUUUUGGAUCAUCUCUAUAACUUCAUUUUGGACUGUUUUAUUAUCGUUAGAUCCUCCCCUAACCAUUAACCCUCAAGAUCCUGAUAGUCUACCUUCUCUAAUCUCAAUGGGCUUUCAAAGACUAUUACCCCUAGGUUUUGUUCUCUACACUUUAUGGCACUCCUCAAUAUCAAAAACUCUAAACAACCAGACUUCUCCCCUAGCUAAACUGUUCAUCUGGUAUCCCUUGUUUUGGUUAGGCAUAAUGAAUAACAUAACCUUUGAUAGACUACCCGUUGAUAGAUUGACAAUCGAUGACCUAAAAGAACAGCCUGGCUCAAUCUUUGCUGUUGGCUCGAUUUUUUUAGUUAUUAUAACUUGUAUCUUCAUCCAAGCUUACGUUCUUUGGAAAUCGGGCAAAUUUAGAAAAUAUCUAUCCAUCUACUUCAUCUUUGUAAUAGCCUUGAUCUUUUUAGCAAGCUUAUCCGGUUUAACUCUAAGAAUUCAUCACUAUAUACUAGGUAUCCUAUUGAUUCCAGGCACCGCAACUAAAAAUUUAUCUGCAAUGCUUUUUCAAGGUAUUUUACUAGGGCUAUUGAUAUCCGGUGUAGCUCGUUGGAAUUUUGCCUCAAUUGUUGAAACUUCAAAGGCCCUAAGAAGACUAGACCCAUCAAAUAUAGAGGAUUUGAAACCUCCAGGCUUUAUCUCCUUUGACAAAGAAACUAAAAUUCUAAGUUGGCAAAACGUUACAAAGCAAAAAUCAAAUAUAAUAGAUGGUGAAAUUGUUUCUCCUGAUGAUAUGCUAGACGGUUAUUCUUUAUUAAUUAACGAUAUUGAGAGAUAUAGAGGCGCUGAAAUUGCAAUUGACUUCGAACAACUUAUUACCACAAAUUCUGACUUAAAUCUUCUAGUUCAAAAACAGUUGGGAAAAUUCACAGACGAUAAUGGUGAUAUUUCUUUGUACUUGAGAGUCGGAAAAGCUACAAAGAAAAUCGAUAGACUGAUUACUGGCGACUAUACUAAAGCAGGGCUAUUAAAGUGGCCAAGUGGAAAUUUUGUUCCUCCUGCAAGUGGUGUAACAUAAAAGUCUUAUCUUACUCUUUAUUUUCCCCUUUACUCUGCUGGGAUUUUUAACAAGUUCAUUCACCACUAUGAGACAUUUAUAGAUAAUUAAUGCAUUUUAUUUCAAUAGAAAA
Messenger RNA from Ascoidea rubescens DSM 1968, 2680 nucleotides. RefSeq lists its product as uncharacterized. NCBI's taxonomy places the organism in Eukaryota, Fungi, Ascomycota, Saccharomycetes, Ascoideales, Ascoideaceae. The annotation marks the transcript as partial. The record is from RefSeq and is a predicted model, not a curated record. The transcript has a single exon.